Messenger RNA from Thermothelomyces thermophilus ATCC 42464, 2568 nucleotides. RefSeq lists its product as uncharacterized. NCBI's taxonomy places the organism in Eukaryota, Fungi, Ascomycota, Sordariomycetes, Sordariales, Chaetomiaceae. Gene Ontology annotation, biological process: base-excision repair. The transcript is spliced from 5 exons. Gene Ontology annotation, molecular function: zinc ion binding; double-stranded DNA 3'-5' DNA exonuclease activity; DNA-(apurinic or apyrimidinic site) endonuclease activity. The record is from RefSeq and is a predicted model, not a curated record. The coding region runs from base 370 to 2304 and encodes 644 amino acids. Gene Ontology annotation, cellular component: nucleus.
GAGGCGUAUUCCAAAAAUCCGCUUCUUGUUAAACGCCAAUGUGAAUAAAUGAGGACUGAUAAGGAAUAUGCUCGAAUAACUACUAGUGAUGCGCUGUACAGAUCGUACGGACUUUAAGCCACAGUUUCCACCUUGAAUUGUUUCUCUGUCCUAGACCAACCUCUGGAAUACCGUCAAGCUUCGUCACUUGAUGGAUGGAAACCCUCGCUAUCCCGCUCAUGAACCACUCUGCUUGCCAGUCGCUCACGGCAUUUCAACAAUCUUCUUGGUGUUGUACCGAAACGUGACGUGACACCACUGGUCGGUUCUGGCUUGAAAGUCGACAUCAGCGCAUCUGUCCACGCCUUGCGGAAGCGACGGGCAGCCACAAUGCCGCUUCGAAUUACGACAUGGAACGUUAACGGCAUUCGGAAUCCGUUUAGCUACCAACCAUGGCGCGAAAACCGCACAUUCCAGGCCAUGUUCGACACUCUGGAAGCGGACAUCGUUGUGUUGCAGGAGACCAAAAUUCAGCGGAAAGAUCUUCGGGACGACAUGGUGUUGGUGCCGGGCUGGGACGUCUUCUUCAGUCUCCCCAGAUACAAGAAAGGCUACUCUGGUGUGGCUGUCUAUACCCGCUCCUCCAAGUGCUGUCCGAUUCGCGCAGAAGAGGGCAUCACUGGCGCUCUUUCCCCCCCAAACUCCUCGACCAAGUUCCGAGAUCUUCCUGCAGACCAGCAAAUUGGCGGAUACCCGCUUCCUGAGCAACUCUCGAAUUCUAUUGACGAACAAACGCUCGACUCGGAGGGGCGCUGCAUUAUCCUAGAGUUCCCUGCCUUCGUACUUAUCGGCGUAUACAGCCCUGCCACCCGAGAUGAGACAAGGACAGAAUAUCGCGAGGCGUUUAUCGAUGCUAUGGAUGCCAGGGUCCGAAAUCUUGUUGCCAUGGGCAAGCAAGUCUUUCUCUGCGGUGACCUAAAUAUCAUACGUGAUGAGCUAGACGCUGCAGGCUUGCCAGAACGCCUGCGGAAAGAAGGCGUGACGCUGGAAGAAUUCUUCGCAACGCACUCACGACGGUUUUUGAACCAACUGCUGUUUGGCGGCCGCGUCAUCGGAGAGAGACAGGAAGGGCGUGAACAGCCCGUUCUAUGGGAUCUCUGCAGGGAGUUCCAUCCAACUCGUGCGGGUAUGUACACCUGCUGGGAAACGAGGAAGAACGCGCGGCCAGGGAACUUUGGAAACCGGAUAGAUUAUGUGCUGUGCAGCUCUGGAAUUAAGGACUGGUUCAUCGACUCCAAUAUCCAGGAGGGCCUGCUGGGAUCCGAUCACUGUCCCGUAUAUGCUACGAUUGCCGACACUGUCGAUGUCGGUGGCUCCCAGGUUCACAUUGAGGAUAUCAUGAACCCUCCGGGCAUGUUCAAGGACGGCGUGCGCCAACGAGAAUGGUGCCAGAAGGACCUCCUUCCUAUAUCAGCCAAGCUCAUCCCUGAGUUUGACCGCCGACAGAGCAUAAAGGACAUGUUCUUCAAGAAAGCCUCCGCGUCGGCGAAGACGACAUCCAGUCCCAACACGAUUAGCUCCCAAAGUACACCCACCGACACGGUACCGGGCGGAGGGAGCGACGAGACACAAAAAGAUAGCACCGUCUCAAUGUCGCAGGCGAUUGAUCAGCCAGCAUCUACAACGACGCUCCCCAACACAGCUUCGAAUAACAUCACUUCCGUGCCACCACAAAAGCCCAUCCCCCAAAAGCGGCAAGCCGCAUCCUCAACGUCUCCGAACCGGCCUCAGAAGAAGGGAAAACUUGCGCUCAGCAGGGAAAGCUCCUCGAAGACGACCGCAGGCUUUUCGCAGAGCAGCUUGAAAGGGUUUUUCAAGCCCAAGACACCGACCGCAAACGCCACAGCUGCCAUUGAGGCCGGUGACACCACAAAUCCUGCCAUCACUCCCGACCCAAAUCCAUCGGAGCCUGAAUCAAAGCAAGAUACCUCCGCCAGUCAAGGGAAUAGCAGCCAAAGUACCAAGAAUAGCUCUGGAGACUCUGUCGGUGAGAGCCCGAGGACCGAGAGCUCCUUCACAGAUAAGGUCUUCGACCCCAUCCAAGCGAAGGAUUCCUGGUCUAAGUUACUCGGGAAGCGAGUGGUUCCAAAAUGUGAGCACGGAGAGGAUUGCCAGAUGCUGGUCACUAAGAAGGCCGGUGUCAAUUGCGGCAGGGCGUUUUUCAUGUGCGCCCGUCCCUUGGGCCCCUCGGGAGAGAAAGAGCAAGGAACCGAGUUUCGUUGCCGGACUUUCAUUUGGAGCAGUGACUGGAAUGGGCGACAAUGAUGGCAUUGGAGUAGGAAGGCAGCAUUACGUCGCGUUGCUUAUUAACUCGGCUUUUGCACCUCUCGGGUCGGUCGGCUGGGAGACACGGGAUUGGGAGAGACAUGGAGUAAUAGUCGGUCGUUCUUUUGUGACUCGGACCUGCAGCCCUCUGAAUGCUUCGCAAGACACUGCUUGAUCUGGCUCCAGGAAAUUCACGUAAUCCUUGUGCUCUAAGCGAAUGGGUACCCAAAAACGGCAUUGCCUGCCUUUUUGUGCUCGAUGUCU